Babjeviella inositovora NRRL Y-12698 is the source of this 330-nucleotide messenger RNA. RefSeq lists its product as uncharacterized. The record is from RefSeq and is a predicted model, not a curated record. The transcript has a single exon. The coding region runs from base 78 to 266 and encodes 62 amino acids. Lineage: Eukaryota; Fungi; Ascomycota; Pichiomycetes; Serinales.
GCCUGUUUAGGUAGCAUUAAAUUGUUUACCAUAUACCCAUGACCGCUCUAUCUUAGAGUUAUUCGUGGCCACAAAAUAUGGAUACAUACGCGACCUUAACCGUUCUUUCUGCCCCUUUUACUCGUUUGUUAGCUACCUUCGGUUUCUGUAGAUACUCCAGAUUACAGGGGCUUAAUGGGGAGCUGCUUUUUAUGCCGCGGAGUUCGUAUCCAAGUGCCAAUGAUAUGGUCUCUUCAACCUCAACGCUACGAAUGAUUCCCCUAUAGCAGACACAGGUAUAAUGAGUCCAAAUUCCUCAGGGUUCAUGUACAGCGGUGGAUCUGGCAUUCA